Messenger RNA from Bemisia tabaci, 1915 nucleotides. RefSeq lists its product as uncharacterized. The record is from RefSeq and is a predicted model, not a curated record. NCBI's taxonomy places the organism in Eukaryota, Metazoa, Arthropoda, Insecta, Hemiptera, Aleyrodidae.
GGCACUCGGAAGGGGCGUUACGAUUUUCAGAGCGAACCCGGCGAAUUCUCGCGCGAACUCGUGGAUCCGGAUUUUGCAAUUUUGGCAUUUAUUUAAUUUCAUAUACCAGUAUACAUUUUGACAAUAUGCACAGAUUUAACCGGCUGACUACAGCUUGUUGUGCGUGAGAAGGCAGCUAGUGAUUACCGUAUUUUGGAAAUAGCGUUAUUUUCAUUACCUACACAUUUUUUCACAUUUGCCAAUGGAUUACCAGAAACUGGUUGUGACGUAAUAGAAUAUUUCAGUUUCAAGUGCGUGACUCGGAGUUUUCGUUACUUUAGUUCGGGAGUUAAUGUUUCUGAAGAGUGAAAUCUGAUAGUUUUCUCAAUACUAGCUCAUUAAUGGUAGUGUUGUUUUUGUAAUGAACUUAGGUGUCCUCGAGAUUAUGACUAACGGUCACGUCAGAGAUCAGGAAGAGAAUGAUGUACAGAUGAUAUAGCCGCACCGAAAAAAGGAGAGGAGAAUCGAUUUCAGCGAACAACCAGUAUCGUGGCAGUGUGAAGGGGUUCGUUGAAUAAAACAUUAGACUGUUUGCCCGCUCAGGUUAAAACUUAUUUAAAAACAUUGUGAACGGAAGCCUCGGUGUAUAAUUCAGUAUUUUGAAGCUGUUCAUCGGAUUUUUUUCGCAGAAAGUGGAAGCUCACUCGAAGAGCCGGGAAAAACUCGCGAGAAGUAUGAUUGGUUACUGUCGGUCCCCGCCGUUCAAAGUGCGUGCAGAGGAAAGUGUUACGAAAAUUUCGCGGCGUAUGUAAGCGUUACGGAGCAAAUGGCUGUCGGCAGUUUGUUUCUCGUGGCGCUUUUGCAGAUAUUAUUUCCAGGUGCUUGGGCGCUACGGGGCGUGCACCUGGAAAUUUUGCCAGAGGCAGUCAGAAGAGGCGAGAACGCAACUCUGCUGUGUCUGUACGACCUAGAGGGCGCGCCCUUGUAUUCGGUGAAAUGGUACCGCGGGAGCCAUGAAUUUUUUAGAUUCUCGCCUCAAGAAACGCCUAAGGCCAAGAUAUUUCCCUUUGAGGGCGUCAACGUCGAUUUUAGGAAUUCCAACGCUAGCCAGGUGACCCUGCUAUCAGUUGGUUUCAAACUCUCUGGCAACAUAAGUUGUGAGGUGACGACUGAUGCACCUGCGUUUUCCUCAGCUCUAGUUUCCCAUCACAUGAUGGUCAUAGAUUUGCCGGAGCGAGGCCCAACUGUGAUAACAGAGAAGAACACCUACGAUGUCGGCGAGACUUUGCGAGCGAACUGCACCUCACCACCAUCUAGGCCGCACGCUACGCUCAGCUUCUUGUUGAACAACAUACCGGUUGGAAAGCCGGAGGACAGCUUUGUAUUUUCCACCGAAGAUUCUCGGCAAUGGAGUUCGCUGUCUCUCGAGGUCGUCCUAGAACCCCAAUAUUUUAGCAAUCGAGGAAUUUUAGAGCUUAAAUGUACAGCACUAGUGACUACUUUGUACAGAAACACAACGCAAGUGCAGCUCAAAUCAAGUAUAUCGGAGCCAAUACCAGAACGAGUGACGCUUCCCAGCCAAGCUGCACCCGGAGCGAUCGUCUCGGCCGUUCUCCUUGCUCUUCUUCUAACCACAAGCACCGUCCUCAGAUAGCUCAACUGCCACUAAAUCUUCUUGGCGCUUAUUCCCGAUGUCACAGCGCGCGAAUCUGAUCCAUGAAAUGGAAAAUUAGACUUAUGCUAACCGAAAUUUUCCUCAUUUAGGGGCUGUAAUCCUCAUCGAGUAUUUUGCAAAAGCACUCGACGGCCCAAGGCCCGAAUUCAUAGUCCACGGUGAUUCCUCAUUGGCGGAUCCAGCAAGUUGGCAACAUUGUUUUUCUCCAUUUAAACCUAUAGACCGUAUUCGAUAACGGUUCGAUGUAUCGUUUGGUUCAAA